Messenger RNA from Sebastes umbrosus (honeycomb rockfish), 1542 nucleotides. It is a transcript of the gene pttg1ipa, whose product is annotated as PTTG1 interacting protein a. Bases 171 to 674 code for a protein of 167 amino acids. NCBI's taxonomy places the organism in Eukaryota, Metazoa, Chordata, Actinopteri, Perciformes, Sebastidae. Gene Ontology annotation, cellular component: cytoplasm; nucleus. The transcript is spliced from 7 exons. Gene Ontology annotation, biological process: protein import into nucleus. The record is from RefSeq and is a predicted model, not a curated record.
GCGUAACGAGCGUCAGUCUGGAUUCAGAUUCAGCGUUUGGUUCCUUCUCGGCGAGUUCACUUUGUCGAGUUUCAGCAGCCAGAACACUUCCUGUUUUUGCGCCCACAGGUUUUUUCUCAAUCUUCUCAGACAACCAUCUCUGAGGAAUAACAUCUGGAUUAAUCUAAGUGAUGAUGGAUUCACGGAUUUGUCUCUCUGCUUUGCUGCUCCUCUUCGGUUUGGCGACAGUUUUGGCUCAGUCUUCCUCACCUAGUCAAGUAUGUGAGCAGAAGAACGGGACAAGCUGCGAGGAAUGUCUGCGAAAUGUGACGUGCCUGUGGUGCAUCACAACCAAGUCGUGUGUGACAUACCCGGUGAAGACCAUCCUUCCACCUCAUGCACUCUGUCCGCUGAAUGAUGCACGCUGGGGCCUCUGCUGGAUGAAUUUCCAGGCGUUGAUAAUCACCCUGGCAGUAGUUGGUGGAAUUAUCAUCAUCGCCUUCCUGAUCUGCCUGUUCUGCUGCUGCAAGUGUGAGAACUUUGGAUCCAAAAGGUUCGAUGCCAAGAUGCAAAGACAGGCCAAUAAGACGCAAACCAAGCAGGAAGAAAGGAGAGCAGAAAUGAAAAUGAGACAUGACGAUAUCAGGAAGAAAUAUGGUCUAAGUGGGCAAAAUCCGUACUCCAAAUUUGCAUGAGAGGAUCUGAACUGAGAUUUUACACCACGACCCGUCUGUUUUCCCCUGAACUCUGACCUCUCACGCAACAGACAUCAACAACCUGUCAUGCAGUCGUGAAAGUAGACGUGAGAAUUAAUGUCAACUAUAACUAAAACAUUUUCAGAAAGGCGACAGUAGUUUUGUAUAGGCAGUCUCGUCUGGCUUCUUCCAGCCAAUGAACAGGAAUGUUGUGUUCAAUGUGAUGACCUAAGAGGCUGUAACCAAAAGCUAGAAUAGACACGUAGCAGCAUUGUUCUUCAAGACUAUAACAGUAUGUCCUGUGGCUCUUAUAGCAUCAGGCUACUUAUUCUAUUUAUUAGGUUAACUCUUACGUUUUAUUGUACAGAAUGGAAAAGAAUCCAGUUUGGUUGCUGAACAAAUCUUUUUUUUUUCUCUCAAGAAAAUCUGUUGCAUUUGCAAAUGUUCAGAUUUAAUCUGUUCUGCUCCUCUGAGCUGCUGCUGAUUUAGAGAUAGAGUUAGAAAAUGAAAGCCUAUUUUUGUACAUUGUGUGAUUUCUUCUCUUGUUUCAAAUUGACUCAUUUGUAUUGUGUUAUUGCUGUAUGUUCCACUGACAGAAAUGAUUUUAAGGUAUCAGGUUUGGUCAAAAUUAAAUCUUCACUCUUGCAUCUAGAAUUUAUAAAGUAAUCAUUAACUUAAGUUGAAUGUGUUGAUCCUCAAGUUGGAUUUAAGUCUGCGUAAUUAUACAUUUGCCUGUAUAUCCUGUAUAGACACACAAGCCAAAUAAAAAACCAUGGACUAAAAAUGAAUUCCUUCAGUGGCGCUUUACUUUUAUUGUUUGGCCUGUAGCCUAUUGUGCUUUUAUUAAAACCACAACUGUUGCCUUAUA